GGCCUAGGGUUUCGCCCCCUACGGAUGCUUUGCCGGAAACGGCAACCUGACGCCGCACCCUUGCGCCCACCGGCUACUUCCCUGAGCCGCCGCUGCUCCGCCUCAUCCCACCACCACCACCUCCACCGCUAGGCUCUGGCUGGUAGCCCCGUGCUGCCCCCAACUUUCCCCUCGUUAUUUAAUCCCCGCUCCGAUCCGUCUCGCCUCCGCUCCCCUCUCAAGCUCCCUCCCCGUCUCUCGAGUGUAUCUCUCGCUUUUUGCUUUGCCUUUGCUAGCUGCUGCUUCGGUGAGGUCGGCGAUCUGGCGGCGGUGGCGGGGGCGGAGGGCUCGGGGGCCGCGAGGAAGGCGGGGGCGCCGGCCAUGGGGCGGGGCCGGGUGGAGCUGAAGCGGAUCGAGAACAAGAUCAACCGCCAGGUCACCUUCGCCAAGCGCCGCAACGGCCUGCUCAAGAAGGCGUACGAGCUCUCCGUGCUCUGCGACGCCGAGGUCGCGCUCAUCAUCUUCUCCAACCGCGGCAAGCUCUACGAGUUCUGCAGCACGCAGAGCAUGCCAAAGACACUUGAAAAGUAUCAGAAGUGCAGUUAUGCAGGACCUGAAACAGCACUGCAAAAUAGAGAGAGUGAGCAAUUGAAAAGGAGCCGUAAUGAGUACCUAAAAUUGAAGGCACGUGUUGAAAACUUACAGCGAACUCAAAGGAAUUUGCUUGGCGAAGAUCUUGAUACAUUAGACAUUAAGGAGCUGGAGCGCCUCGAGAAGUAACUUGACUCAUCCUUGAAGCACAUAAGAUCAACAAGGACACAACACAUGGUCGAUCAACUGACAGAACUUCAGAGAAAGGAAAAAAUGUUUUCUGAAGCAAAUAAAUGUCUUCGUAGAAAACUGGAGGAGAGCAACCAGGUUAUCUGGCAGCAAGCGUGGGAGCACGGAGAGCCACAACAAGAAGUGCAGCAUCAGCUGCAUGGCGGCAAUGGAUUCUUCCAUCCCCUCGACGCUGCUCAUGGUGAACCCACCCUUCAGAUAGGGUACCCUUCUGAGGCACUGCCUAGCUCGUGCAUGACCACCUCAUUCCUACCCCCAUGGCUGCCAUGAGAUCACACUACUGUGUGAUUCUGAAAUAAUAAAGAUGCGGCAGAGCCGCCCAUGGCGCUGGCCAUAUGUUGUGCUUCGAGUGAUAGAUUCCACUUCAAGAUUCUUGCGUGGCUUGUAUGUGUGUAACAUUUGUGAUGAGAGCUUGUUGGAGACUAUCCAUUUGAUUCUCGACUAAUGUAUUGGGUUUGGGUAUUACAGUAUUGUGACUGCUUUGCCUCCACUGUACUGUUGUAGCUUGUGUUAUUUGAAUUAAUGGUGUGGGCUUGUAGCCGCACUACAUUUAUGUUGUAAUCGUGACGACCUUUUGCCUAAAUAACCAAUGUCUAUAGAAAUUGGCUGCACUAUAGCUA
Messenger RNA from Panicum virgatum (switchgrass), 1439 nucleotides. Its product is annotated as MADS-box transcription factor 7. The record is from RefSeq and is a predicted model, not a curated record. Gene Ontology annotation, cellular component: nucleus. Gene Ontology annotation, molecular function: RNA polymerase II cis-regulatory region sequence-specific DNA binding; protein dimerization activity; DNA-binding transcription factor activity, RNA polymerase II-specific. Bases 361 to 759 code for a protein of 132 amino acids. Lineage: Eukaryota; Viridiplantae; Streptophyta; Magnoliopsida; Poales; Poaceae. Gene Ontology annotation, biological process: positive regulation of transcription by RNA polymerase II. The transcript is spliced from 8 exons.